Molecule: messenger RNA, 2361 nt
Organism: Anguilla anguilla (European eel)
Lineage: Eukaryota; Metazoa; Chordata; Actinopteri; Anguilliformes; Anguillidae
Product: extracellular calcium-sensing receptor-like
Exons: 5
Coding region: 9-2093 (694 amino acids)
Biological process (GO): G protein-coupled receptor signaling pathway
Cellular component (GO): membrane
Molecular function (GO): G protein-coupled receptor activity
Source: RefSeq, a predicted model, not a curated record
ACUCUGAGAUGAGACUACUCAGACUUGUUCUGUUCGCUCUCCUGACAAGGGCACAGUAUCCUUCAUUCAAUUUACUGGAAACGCAAGGACACACUGACACAUCUAAGAAUGGAAGGACUACAGAAGGAAGAAUCUUCACUGACAGUUCAUACCCAACUGCUUUAUGUCAGUGUGUAAUGAAACCUCCAAAGAUGGAAUACAAAGGAGAGUUGAAGUUUGUCAUAGAGGACAUCCACAGAAACCCUGAGCUGCUCCCAGGAAUCACACUGGGAUACAGGAUCUAUAACGGCUGUGGAACCAUAAACCUGCUAAGAGCAACACUGGCAGCUCUCACAGGGCAGCAGGAAAAUCAGCUAGAAAAGAGCUGCACCUUUCCUAGAGUGCAAGCCCUCAUUGGACACUCCUCAUCUGGGCCCAGUGGAGAAAUCAGCAAGAUCAUCAACCCUUUUAACACACCACUGAUAUGCCACCUUGCAACCAUUCUCAGAACAGUGCCUAGUGACUACUUUCAAAUCGUUGCACUGGUACAUCUCAUGAAACACUUUGGAUGGACGUGGGUGGGAAUGGUUUGCAGUGUGGGGACAUAUUCUGAAGAUGGAUCAGCUGCAUUUAUCAGACAAGCAAAAAAGGAGGGCAUCUGCAUGGAAUACCUUCAACGAUUCAGCAGAACUUGCUCAAAAAAUAAAACAUGUGCAAUUGCACAGACAAUAAAAAGCUCCACUUCCAAAGGUGCUUUAGCCUUCAUGUCUAAGUCAUACUUUCACCAUUUCUUAGAGAGCACGGAGGGGAUGAAUCUCACAAAUAUCCAGUGGAUCAGCAGUGAGGUCUGGAUAACAAGUGGAGAUCUAUUAACUGAGGGGAGAGCAGAGCUCCUGCAGGGAGCCAUGGGAUUUGCCAUCACUGAGUCUCACAUCCCCGGCCUGACAGAGUUCUUACUGAGUCUGCGGCCCUCUGACGCCCCUGACAGCAUAUUCCUCAGAACCUUCUGGGACACGGUGUUUGACUGCAGCCUUUCUGUCUGUCUGAGAAUUGGUCCCACUUUGCAGUGUACUUGUGUUCCACUGCCUCCAUGCCAGGCCCUGAAAAAUGUCUUUAGGGCAGUGCUUGCCAUGGCACAUGUGGUGCACACCCUGGUUUUUAUCCACAGUGGACAGAGUGUUCAUACUUUACAUAUCUGUCAAAACAAGAAUGGCUUUCAGCCACAGGUGCCAAUGUCAGUUUGCAAAGAGCAGACCAUAAGCAACCGAAAACCUGGGAGCUGCUUUGACUGUAUAACAUGUCCUCUUGGAGAAAUAAGUAAGAAAAGAGAUACAAGUGGAUAUAGCUCAUGCGUAUUGGAAAACAGGUUUACUGAAGAUGGCAAUCACAGCAUCUUUUCUCAGAGGAUUUUGGGAUACCUGCCUGCUGUGUUUUUCAUUCUUGGAGUUUGCUUUACAACAACAGUAGCAAUCAUUAUCUUUUGGUACAGGCACAAUGCUAUCACAAGGGCAAACAACUCAGAGCUGAGUUUCCUGCUGCUCUUUUCAUUGAAACUGUGUUUCCUUUGCUCUCUUACCUUCAUUGGCCGGCCCUCUGAGUGGUCCUGUAUCCUGCGCCACACUGCGUUUGGGAUCACCUUUGUCCUCUGCAUCUCCUGUGUUCUGGGAAAAACAAUAGUGGUGUUAAUGGCCUUCAGGGCUACACUUCCAGGCAGUAAUGUGAUGAAGUGGUUUGGGCCUCUGCAGCAGAGACUGAGUGUUCUUGCUUUCACUCUCAUACAGGUCCUUAUUUGUGUGCUUUGGUUAACAAUAUCCCCUCCAUUCUCCACCAAGAACAUGAAGAACUUCAAAGAAAAGAUCAUUCUAGAAUGUGAUUUAGGAUCAGCAGUGGGGUUCUGGGCUGUGCUGGGUUAUAUUGGACUUCUCUCUAUUUUGUGCUUUGUUUUGGUUUUCCUGGUACGUAAACUGCCUUUUGGAGAAUCCACAUUUCUUUUAUUGUGUAUGCUUAUAUGUCAUGCAGUAUGGGUUGCACUCAUUCAAAUGUAUGUCAGAACACCAACAAAGUAUACAUUAAUCAUAAAAAUCGUCACAACUUCUACAACAUCUAACCAUUAAAUCAAACCGGAAAAUAAUAUUGUAUGUAAAAUUUAAGUUUUCCUCUUAAGCAUCUGGUUAUCUCAAGAGAGCAAAAGGGGUAGCGUCAGCUUACCAUACUACGUUAUUUUGUUUCAUGAAUAAAAGAGGAGGGGGAAAUGUUUUUUAAAUUAUUCAUGUCAAAAUUUAUUUACUUUUUACUUCACUAGAACAGAAUGUAUGUUAUGUUUCUGUAUUCAGUAAAUGUUUCAGUUUUAAUUGAAAAAGAUUAAAAAUUAGUGGUAUGAAA